Messenger RNA from Meloidogyne enterolobii, 1886 nucleotides. NCBI's taxonomy places the organism in Eukaryota, Metazoa, Nematoda, Chromadorea, Rhabditida, Meloidogynidae. The record is from the annotation of a GenBank genome assembly.
UUGAUUUUUUCUCUCUUAUUGACAGUCGGGCCUUUUUUUCAGCGACCUUCUCUUUCCCCGUACUCAUUGACAGCUACGACAACGUCGGCAGCUUCUCAACAGUUACUGCUACCAACAACAACAACAACCACCUCUACCGCCCUUUUUCCUUCUUCUUCCCAAUCCAUUGCUUCUUCCUCUUUACUCUUUUCAUCUUAUCAUUCUUCACCGCUAUCAGAAGGGUCCAACAGCAAAAAACGACGGCAAAAAGCCAGUGAAAUGCGCCUGGUGGGAAAUGAUGGUGGUGGAAGUGGAGGCAAUGGACGUCAAAGCACUUCAGUGGCACCGAUGAGUGGUGGUAUCGGGGAUGUGCUUUUGGAUAUGAAAGGAUUUUCUGGUCCUGUUGUUAUACCUAGUGCAAAAAGAGUACAAGCCAAACAGAAUCAGAUGUAUUUGAUAACAACAAUGCUUCCUGGAACUUCUCAACAGCAAAACGGGCAUACUUCAAACUUUCUACAACAACAGAAACACAACCACCAACAUGUUCCCACAGCUCUUAUUAAUCGAAUGCUUCCCACUGAACUUAUUUUACGGGUUUUCUCCUAUUUGGAUAUUACUUCACUUUGUCGAUGUGCACAAGUUUGUAGAAGUUGGAAUAAAUUAUCAAUGGAUGGAAGUAAUUGGAUGGAUGUUGAUUUAUUUUUAUUUCAACGAGAAGUUAAAACGGCAGUCGUUGAAAGUUUAGCAAAACGUUGUGGCAAUUUUCUCAAAGUUCUUUCACUAAAAGGGUGUGAAAAUGUGCAAGAUAAUGCAAUGAGGUCUUUUGCCACAAAAUGUCCAAAUAUUGAAAGAUUAACUUUAACUAAAUGUAAAUUAAUUACUGACGGUACUUGUGAAUAUAUUGGGAGGUAUUGUUGUAAAAUUGUUAUGGUUGAUUUGGAAAAUUGUACUUUAGUGACUGAUGUUGCUAUUAAAUUUAUAAGUGAGGGUUGUAAACGUUUGGAAGAACUUAAUAUUAGUUGGUGUGAACAAAUAACAGAUUUGGGGCUAUUUUAUAUUGCCAAAAAUUGUAUUAAUUUGAAAACACUUUUUUGUAAAGGAUUAGAAAAUAUAACCUCAAAUUGUUUUGCAAAUUUAGAAAUGGCAGAAUUGAGGAGAUUAAGUCUGCAUUCUUGCCCUAAUGUAUUGGAUGAAACAAUUAAUGAUAUUGCUAGGCAUUGUCCUCGUUUAGAAUUUCUUUCAUUAUCUAAUUGCAAAGAAAUUACUGACCUUUCUCUUGUUGCAAUAUCUCAGGGAUGCCCUCGAUUAAAGGAUAUUGAAUUGGCUGGGUGUAUUAAUCUAACAGAUGCAGGCUUUAUCCAACUUUCUAAAAAUUGUCACGAACUGGAGAGAAUGGAUCUCGAAGAAUGUUUAUUAAUAACUGAUAUUACAAUUUCUAAUUUAAAUAAUGGAUGUCCAAAUUUAUUAAGUCUUUCACUUUCUCAUUGUGAAAAUUUAACUGAUAUUGGUUUGGCUGAGCUUUGUGCUUCCCAUAAAGACAGAAUACAAGUUUUGGAAUUAGAUAAUUGUCCAAAUAUAACAGAUAAUACUCUUGAAUCUAUGAAAAUGUUACAAGUAUUGGAGAGAAUUGAUUUAUAUGAUUGUCAAAUGAUUACUAAAGAUGCAAUAAAAAAGUUUAAGCAAAGCCGACCAGAUGUGGAGGUACAUGCUUAUUUUGCUCCAGCCACUCCACCACCACAGGCUCCUCCUGUCCGUAGAGGUAUUUGUAGAUGUUGUGCUAUUUUGUAAUAAAAAUUUUUUCCCAAAUUUUCUUGAAGAAAUUAAAAAUAAAUUUAAAUUUUCACUUUUCCCUACUUUUAUUUAUAUACUUAAUUCCUCACAUCAGCCAUUUCCAAGCCUUUUUUCAU